Messenger RNA from Mollisia scopiformis, 1857 nucleotides. Its product is annotated as amino acid permease. The record is from RefSeq and is a predicted model, not a curated record. Bases 1 to 1857 code for a protein of 618 amino acids. Gene Ontology annotation, molecular function: amino acid transmembrane transporter activity. Gene Ontology annotation, cellular component: membrane. The transcript is spliced from 3 exons. NCBI's taxonomy places the organism in Eukaryota, Fungi, Ascomycota, Leotiomycetes, Helotiales, Mollisiaceae. Gene Ontology annotation, biological process: amino acid transmembrane transport.
AUGUCAGACCCCCAAUUCCCCGCCAGCAGCGGCGACGAGGAAAAAGGCACCAAGUUCUCCAAUGGCGGCUCCUCGGUCCCCGAAUGGGAUGCAGGCGGCCAAGCAACGCAUCGCGAGCCGUGGCAGCGCAGGUUCGUCGAUAGCUUCAAGCGGGAUCCGAACGCGACGGUGACGCGCGCCGCCGAGACGGGGAAGGGUGCUGGGUUUGAUCAUCGGGCUGCGGCUGAGGCGACGGCGAACUCGGGGUUGGCGAGGAAGUUGAAGGGGAGGCAUAUGCAGAUGAUUGCGAUUGGGGGGUCGAUUGGUACGGGAUUAUUCGUUACGUCGGGUGCAGCGCUUGCGGGCGGUGGUCCAGCAUCUCUAAUUAUUGCGUAUGGAAUCAUCGGGAUCCUCAUGUUCUGCACGGUCCAGGCGUUGGGAGAAUUAGCUGUUGUGUUCCCGGUUGCGGGAUCAUUCUCGGCGUACUCGACUCGGUUCUUGGAUCCGGCUUGGGGGUUUGCUAUGGGAUGGAACUAUGCUAUUCAAUGGCUGGUCGUCUUACCGCUUGAAAUUGUCGCUGCGUCCAUCACACUCCAAUUCUGGCCUGGAGCAGCAGAUACCAAUGCAGCAGCUUUCGUCACUAUCUUCCUCGUCGUCAUCAUAGCCAUCAAUUUCUUCGGUGUCCGCGGGUACGGAGAAGCAGAAUUCGUGUUUGCCAUCAUCAAAGUGGUCGCGGUCAUCGCAUUCAUCAUCCUUGGUAUAGUCCUCAACUGCGGCGGCGGUCCAGAGGGAGGCUACCUCGGAGGUCGAUACUGGUACCCCAACCGCGUGGCUCCCGACUACGCAGGAUACACCCAAGACAACCAACCACCCGGAAGCAUCUCAUCGGGCGCGUUCCACAACGGCUUCAAAGGUCUUUGCUCCGUCUUCGUCACAGCAGCAUUCUCCUUCGCCGGCACAGAACUCGUGGGUCUCGCAGCAGCUGAAGCAGAUAACCCCCGCAAAACCCUACCAACUGCCAUCAAGCAAGUCUUCUGGCGCAUCUGCCUCUUCUACAUGGUCUCCCUAACCAUCGUCUCGGUCCUCGUCCCCUACGGCGACGCCCGCCUCCUAGGAGCCAACUCCGAAGACGCCAAAGCCUCUCCCUUCGUCAUCGCCAUCAACAACGCCGGCAUCAGCGGCCUCCCCUCCGUCAUGAACGUCGUGAUCCUCAUCGCCGUCCUCUCCGUCGGAAACUCCUCCAUCUACGGCUCCUCGCGCACCCUCGCCGCGCUGGCCGAACAACACCAAGCGCCCCGCUUCCUCGCCUACAUCGACCGUCAGGGCCGUCCCCUCUUCGCCAUCAUCGUCGCCUCCGUUUUGGGACUCCUCUGCUACGUCGUCGGCGGCGGCCAGCACACGGCCGCCACGGCGCUCAAUUGGCUGUACUCGCUCUCGGGCCUCUCGUCCAUCUUCACCUGGGGCUCCAUCUGCCUGGCGCACAUCCGCUUCCGCCGCGCCUGGAAACUGCAGGGCCAUUCGCUCGACGAACUCGCGUUCCGGUCUCAAGUCGGCGUUAUCGGGUCUUGGGUCGGCUUCAUCCUUAACCUCCUCGUCCUGCUGGCGCAGUUCUGGACUGCCGCUUGGCCGGUGGGGUAUGGUGAUGAUAGCUCGGAUUAUAUUGCCCAGAACUUUUUCUUGGCGUAUCUCGCGGCGCCGGUGGUUAUUGCGUUUUACGUCCCGUAUAAGAUCUGGUACCGCACGCCGUUUAUGCGGAGUAAGGAUAUGGAUUUGGUUACGGGACGGAGGGAGAUCGAUACGCCGGCGCUGAUUGAGGCGGAGAGGCAGGAGAAGUUGGCGUUGCCGAGGUGGAAGAGGGUUUAUAAGAUUUUCUGCUAG